AUGGCGCAACAAGAGUUCCAUCUUUUCCCCCGCCUCCCCCCUGAGCUGCGCGAAAUGAUCUGGGCGGAGUCGUUGGAGCCUCGGGUGGUCGGAGUCAACCCGGUCCACAAGUUGCGCCCCAGGGCCGGCAAGUCUAAGAUCUCGUGGCGUAUUAGGGCGCCGAUGCCAGCCCUGUUCUCCGUUUCGGUGGAAGCGCGCCGGGUCGCCAUGCCCCUGUACAAGAAGCUGUACUUCGCCUGCCCCGCCGCGGUCAGGGGCGUGGCGCCCCCCGUGGUUUUUGUCUACUUCCAUCCGGAGCUGGACGUACUAAGCCAGGACUUCGAAGCCAUUGUUGUGUGGCCCCCCAUGGGUGUAAACCGUAUCCGCCGUCCCGGAAUUCUCGCUCGCGUUUCCCUCCCUGGCAACUUCGACGACGUCGUCCAACCCAUCGCCCCCCCGGUUCCGCGCGGCCGCUUCGACCCGCUGCGCGACCUCCGCCACGUCAACCUGGACAUCCACGUCCUGCGUUCAAGCCUCACCCACCUCGCAAUGCAAACCUUGCCGCUCACGCGGGACUUCGUCCACAGCGUGCUGAGUGGUCCGGGUUCCGUCCACAUCCAGACCGUGACAGUGCGCAUCACCGACGGCCUCGGAGCUGCCCUGAAUUCCUGGCCUCGUGUUUACCGUAUCGUCCGUUCCCCGGCCAUUCAUCCCGGAACCACUUUGGUGUACUCGGACAUGCAUGCGAAGCUCCUCCAUCCCAACAAGUGCGGCAUCGACCCGUCCUUUCCGAAAUUUCGCUAUGCGCUGGAGAACGACGGCGUCGUCAUCGCCAAGCCUCGCCCCAGCACAUGGGCAGCGUUCCGUGUGAUCGAUCCGCGCAGCCCCUACAGCGAGUUUGACGACGAUGGCGGCCAAUGGUCUGGGCCGGUCCAAGAGCUACUCUGGCAGACGAUGCUCUACGACGGCAUGAAAAGUAACGAUAACAGCGUCGCCACCUGGUUGGACAGGGUCUUGGGUGCUCCGGACUGGAUGCACGCCUGCAUUAGCCCCUGGGGCAUCUGCGGGGUCCAUUACGGAAUGGGAGACGCCAAACCGUUCCGCCACCUGACCGAUCCCAUGCUGUGGAACUGGCCUUGA
Thermothielavioides terrestris NRRL 8126 is the source of this 1119-nucleotide messenger RNA. RefSeq lists its product as uncharacterized. Bases 1 to 1119 code for a protein of 372 amino acids. NCBI's taxonomy places the organism in Eukaryota, Fungi, Ascomycota, Sordariomycetes, Sordariales, Chaetomiaceae. The transcript has a single exon. The record is from RefSeq and is a predicted model, not a curated record.